Cyclocybe aegerita is the source of this 807-nucleotide messenger RNA. The record is from the annotation of a GenBank genome assembly. NCBI's taxonomy places the organism in Eukaryota, Fungi, Basidiomycota, Agaricomycetes, Agaricales, Hemipholiotaceae.
UGGAAUGGUUACGCUCGAGCCUCGUUGCUCUAUACCCUCUGCGCAGAGUUGAAGAGAACGAGGUCAUUCCGGUAUCCGUCAACUACUUUCCUCAUCGGCAAUGCAACUACUCCUGCAAAUUCUGUUUCCACACCACUAAGAACCUCACCAUCCUCCCGCUGGACGAGGCCAAGCGUGGUCUGCGCAUGCUCGCAGACGCCGGCAUGGUCAAGCUCAACAUUACCGGCGGUGAGCCGUUCCUCAAGCCCACCUUCAUCGGUGAGGUGUUCAAGUUCUGCAAAGAGGAGCUCAAGUUGGAGUCGUGCUCGAUCGUCAACAACGGCUCGAAGGUCACGGAAAAGUGGCUCGAUACGUACGGGCAAUACCUGGACCUGAUGGCCCUGUCGUGCGAUAGCUUUGAUGUUGAGACGAAUAUAAGGUUGGGCAGGAGGGAUGGUGCGGGCAAGGCAGAUCAUGUUCGGCGUGUUUUUGAGGUGGCGCAGUGGUGCCGCGAGCGAGGGAUCAUGUUGAAGAUUAAUUCUGUGAUCACUGCGUAUAAUGUCGACGAGGACAUGAACGAGCAAAUCGCAGAACUCGCACCCAUGCGUUGGAAGGUUUUCCAAGUUCUCCUGCUUGACGGCGAGAACACAGGCGACGCGACGCACUCCCUGAGAGACGCAAGAGAUCUCGUCAUCACAGACGAACAAUUCCAAGGAUUCCUCGAGCGACACAAGGCGCAAAAAUGCCUCGUCCCGGAGGAUAACGAAGCUAUGAAAGCUUCCUAUCUCAACCUCGAUGAGGAGAUGAGGCGAGUUCUUCCUGUCUAAU